Molecule: messenger RNA, 2082 nt
Organism: Brenthis ino (lesser marbled fritillary)
Lineage: Eukaryota; Metazoa; Arthropoda; Insecta; Lepidoptera; Nymphalidae
Source: the annotation of a GenBank genome assembly
AUGGAACAUAAACAGACUCCAUCAAAUAAGAAAUUAAUAUCUAUACAAGAAGCUAAUUACCAUACUGUUGCUGAAAAUUCAACACACCAACCUAAAAAAAUAUUACUUGAAAUAUUACAAAAAAGCCAAUCUAGUAAACAUCCGUCACAAAAAGUUCUUGUUUCAAUAAAACCAAAGGCUCCAAAUUCGAAAGCAAUUAAGGCUUUAUAUUUAGCAGAAAAGAGUCGUUAUCAUACUAAGAAGAGUUCUGAAAAGUCACGCUCCCGAUUAGCUAUAGGAGACCAUUCAACUGUCACAACAAAUCUAACUGGUGAGACAACUAAUACAGUGAGUUCCCUUGCGUGUUCGUCUUAUCUAUAUCAAAAGCGCGCUCAUAGCGAAAUCAUAGCUGAAAAAACUUCAACGAGUAGAUUGGAAAGUUCUACAGAGAUUACAAAAUGGUCUGAUAUUACAUCACAAGAUACCACAGUUUAUAAGCAAAGAUCUGCAGAAAAAUGUUAUGUUUACACUCAACCGCAAUUGACUAUGACUUAUCCAAAAGUAGAUAAAAAUUUUGACACUAAUAAAUGUUCACCAAGGAAAGUUGACAUUGGAACUCUGGUAAUAACCAACACUCCGUCUGAAGAUAUAUUGCUCUCUCCUAAUAAUAUAAUUACUUUAAAUAAAAGAAUAGAGGAUUUAGAAAGAAAAAUUUUAAAGCAGGAAAUGGUAUUUCGUUCGGUUGGUCCAAAGAUUUCGUUGUCUUCUUCUGAUGAAGAAUCAAGGGAUCAUGCAAUGACAACAACGUCAAGUACUGGCCAACCAGGUUGUAGCUACGUUGAAUACAGCCAUAUUCCUGAAACCUCAGCAUUUCAACGCUAUUCUCAGCAGCCCUCACCUUUAUCUCCUAGCAAAACUACUACUAUUCAAAAAGAACACAAUUCUGAACAGUAUGGACGCAAUUUUACUCUUUAUGAUGGCAUUACAGCAAGAGGCAGACGUCAAUGCGCAUCAGUUCCAUGCAAACGAGAUGACGCUUCAAAAAUGGCUGCGGAUAGAGUACAUAAAAUUAGACACCAACUAAACCCUGUUCGAGAUUAUAGGCUUAUGGAUACUGUACAUUAUUUAGCGCAAGGUGAAUUCGCUCCCAGGGAUGAUGGAAUAAAAUUAACACCAUCUAGAGAAGAUGUAUUAAGCGAUAUAAUAUGGGAGGAUGUUUGCCGAACACAUUGGCCAAAUACAAGGUUUGGACGUCGUGUACCACACCCAGAAAGAUAUGGUACAAGAUCAGAAUUACAGCGUUUAAUUGAUAGCUUGCUAAGGGAGCGGGUAGCCCACGUUGAACGAAGGCGGCGGCGUCAUUACAGAAUUGUUAAGCUUAACCAUCGUCACGAAAACUGCCGACCUGUUGGUAAAACUGGAGAUAUAAUAGUCGCUAGUCACAAAACUAGAUCGAGUAAUGAAGGUAGAAAAGAUGAUAUGAAUGAUCAUAGGUCCAUCAAAAUGGUAGAAGGAAGUCGAAAUACAAAUGAGUCCAAGUCUCGAAGAAAAUCUAGAAGUCGUGAUCGUCUACCACAAUCGGAAUCAAGACACCAUCGACACUUCAGAGAGGAAGAUUGUCCCCCGGGCCCAAGCUAUGUUAGACAUCGUUCUAAAGUACAUAGAGAUCCCACAUGCUGUUAUCAUACAUUAAGCCCUCCAAACCAAAUAAGAGAUUCGAAACAUAAAUCGGGAACGACAAGAGGUACAGUAGCUCAAGUAGUAACAAGUGAAAGUAGUACUACAACUAACAAAGCACGUGUAAGAAAUCCACGUCUGGUAAUUAAAAAGAACUCUUCUCGCAAAAAUUAUAAUAAGGAAGAACCUAAUCUUGAGCAUUUUAUUUUAUUACCUACUCUGGUUGUUAAGACACCAUCUAACAUGAAACGUCAAAAGAAGUUUAAUGAAUUGUAUCAUCGGAUACUUAAUGUACAAUUGAAUAAAGCCCAAGCUGACAGUAAUAAUACAGUAGAAACUGAAAAGGCACGUUCAACUGCUAACAGGAGAGACGUCGGCUUGAAUAUAAAUGUAACACUCUCAAAUAGUGAGGAAAAUUUUAUGAAA